UUGAUAUCCAAAACUGAAAAAACCUCUCAUUAUUAUACACAUAAAUAGCUAUAACUCAACGAGAACCGCGAUAUCAUAAUGAGUGUUUGAGUCUGAUAGUUACGAGUGACAAGAUUGUAAAUAAGUGAGAGAAGCUCCUUUCCUCCCUAUAAAUUUCCCCGGAAAGUUCAUUCAUCCCCAUCCUAACUUCAUCUUUUCACUUCUCUUCUCAAUCACCCCAUUCAUAUUUCCCCAUAUUAGUCAAAGAGCUAUAUGGAAAUCUCCAAUGUGAUGCUUCUUGUAGCGAUCGUUGCAGCGUAUUGGUUAUGGUUCAAGAGGAUCUCACGGUGGCUAAAGGGUCCACGUGUGUGGCCUGUAUUGGGCAGUCUCCCUGGUCUGAUAGAGCAGCGUGACAGGAUGCAUGAAUGGAUCACAGAGAACCUCCGUGCGUGCGGCGGUACUUACCAGACUUGUAUCUGUGCAAUGCCUUUCUUGGCAAAGAAGCAAGGUCUCGUGACUGUCACGUGUGACCCGAGGAAUCUUGAACACAUGCUCAAGACCCGGUUUGAUAAUUAUCCUAAGGGUCCAACGUGGCAAUCCGUCUUCCACGACCUUCUCGGUCAAGGUAUUUUCAACUCUGACGGAGACACUUGGCUAUUCCAACGCAAAACCGCUGCUCUUGAAUUCACAACAAGAACGUUGCGGCAAGCCAUGGGAAGGUGGGUAAACCGAGGAAUUAAGCUCCGGUUCUGUCCAAUUCUUGAAUCAGCUCAAGCCAAAGCCGAGCCGAUUGAUCUGCAGGACUUGAUACUCCGGCUCACAUUUGAUAACAUUUGCGGGUUGGCGUUCGGUAAGGACACAAAAACCUGCGCGCCGGGGCUGCCCGAGAACAGUUUUGCGACGGCAUUCGACCGAGCCACCGAAGCAUCGCUCCAAAGGUUUAUUUUGCCGGAGUUUAUGUGGAAGCUGAAGAAAUGGCUUGGACUGGGCCUAGAAGUCAGUUUGAGCCGAAGCUUGGAAGAAAUGGAUGGAUAUUUAGCCAAGGUCAUUAAUACACGUAAGCAGGAGCUGAUGAGUCAGCAAGAGAGUGGACACGACGAUCUCCUCUCGCGUUUCAUGAUGAAGAAGAAAGAAGCGUACAGCGACACUUUCCUCCAACACGUGGUGCUUAACUUCAUCCUAGCUGGACGUGACACGUCAUCAGUUGCGCUGAGCUGGUUCUUCUGGCUCAUCACGAUGCAUCCGACCGUCGAGGAACAAAUCGUCCGCGAGAUCUGCUCCGUUCUGAUCGAGACACGUGGCAUUGAGAACGCCGCGUCAUGGACUCAGGAGCCUUUAAAUUUUGACGAGAUCGACCGAUUGGUUUACCUGAAGGCGGCGCUCUCUGAGACGCUCAGGCUUUACCCUUCGGUGCCGGAAGACUCGAAGCACGUGGAGAACGACGACGUUUUACCUGACGGGACUUUCGUGCCGGCGGGAUCUUCGGUGAGUUACUCGAUAUACGCGGCGGGGAGGAUGAAGUCGACUUGGGGAGAAGAUUGUCUCGAGUUUAUCCCGGAGAGAUGGAUCUCCCCCAUCGACGGCAAAUUCAUAAACCACGACCAGUAUAGAUUCGUGGCAUUCAAUGCAGGACCAAGGAUCUGCCUCGGAAAAGAUCUUGCCUAUCUUCAGAUGAAGAGCAUCGCGGCCGCGGUGCUUCUACGUCACCGGAUCACGGUGGUUCCGGGACACAGAGUGGAGCAGAAGAUGUCUUUGACUCUUUUUAUGAAGAACGGGCUUCUGGUUAAUCUGCAUAAGAGGGAUCUCGAAGGAACCAUAAAGAGUCUAGUGGUGGCGAAGGGUGACGGUGUCAUCGACGGCAAAUGUGACGGCGUCGCCGUUUGAUGGAUGAUGGUAAGCAAUGGAAGUUACGUUGGCUUAGAGCCGACAACGUCUCUGAUUUAUAAACACAUUUUUUAUUCCAAAGAAGAAAAAAAAACAUGUUGGACAGAAAUACGAUUAAUGGUUUUAAAUUUGUUCAACAUGAAACUGUAAGCAUAUACACUUCAAUAGUAACUUUUUUUUUUUUUUCAAUAGUAACUUUCUGGCUUUGUUUUGUUUCUGUAAACUUGAAAUUUUAUUUCAUAUAUGAAUGUAUUGUAUUCUCUAUAAUCUUUCCAACUAGCUCUCUCGUAACGAGAGUCUCGUUUCUUCAUUUCAUAACAAACAAAAACAAGGCUCUGAAUAUUGGUUUUAUAAGGUUUGCAUGCAUGCAUAUUUGGAGCAACUUUUAAAAAACUUUUUUUUGGCGUCCAAUUAGAGAUCAGUUUUUAACAUUACAUGGGAAAAGUUACCAUAUACUAUAUGGCCAGUCACUUGUAUAUUAAUAUUAUCCAAUUUUUUUUUGCUAAAAGUAGUAUCCACAUUCCAAAUUCAUCAAGAAAAAAAAUGAUCAUAAACAAACUACAAUGGGAAACGACUGAGCCACAAUCUUUACCGGACUUUGUUUGUUUUUCUUUCAUAUUUGAAAGGGAAUAUAUUUUAGAGUAUGCUACUAAUUAAUAUAUCAUUCAAAAAGAUGAGGGGAAAAUACUAAAAUCAUUAAAUGUAAUUCAUUAUCCAAUGCAUGUUCAACGAAAGUUUUUCCUCCAACAAUCCAUUAAAAAGUAGAAAG
Molecule: messenger RNA, 2632 nt
Organism: Brassica napus (rape)
Lineage: Eukaryota; Viridiplantae; Streptophyta; Magnoliopsida; Brassicales; Brassicaceae
Product: cytochrome P450 86A4
Exons: 2
Coding region: 253-1863 (536 amino acids)
Molecular function (GO): monooxygenase activity; oxidoreductase activity, acting on paired donors, with incorporation or reduction of molecular oxygen; iron ion binding
Source: RefSeq, a predicted model, not a curated record